CAGCGGGCGGGCGGCGAGGCCGCGCCCAGCGAUGAGGCACGAAGCGCCCAUGCAGAUGGCAUCCGUUCAAGAUUCCAGAUAUGGCCAGAAAGAUACAUCUGACCAGAACUUUGAUUACAUGUUCAAACUGCUCAUUAUCGGCAACAGCAGUGUUGGAAAAACCUCAUUUUUGUUCCGAUAUGCUGAUGAUUCCUUUACAUCUGCGUUUGUAAGCACGGUUGGAAUCGAUUUCAAAGUAAAAACAGUUUUCAAAAAUGAAAAAAGAAUUAAGCUACAGAUUUGGGACACAGCAGGCCAGGAGAGGUAUAGAACAAUUACCACAGCUUACUACCGGGGUGCAAUGGGCUUUAUUUUAAUGUAUGACAUCACAAAUGAAGACUCUUUCAAUGCCGUGCAGGAUUGGUCAACUCAAAUCAAAACGUACUCUUGGGAUAAUGCCCAGGUUAUUUUGGUUGGAAACAAAUGUGACAUGGAGGAUGAACGAGUAAUCUUCACUGAGAGGGGAAAACAUUUAGCAGAGCAACUUGGAUUUGAAUUUUUUGAAACAAGUGCCAAGGAAAACAUUAAUGUCAAGCAGACGUUUGAGCGACUUGUGGAUAUCAUCUGUGACAAAAUGUCAGAAAGUCUGGAGACAAAUCCCACCAUUGCUGCCAGCAACCAGAACACACAGCUAAAGGACACCCCUCCUCCACAGCAGCCCAACUGCAGCUGCUAAUGCAGCUAUCAGCAA
Molecule: messenger RNA, 730 nt
Organism: Sturnus vulgaris (Common starling)
Lineage: Eukaryota; Metazoa; Chordata; Aves; Passeriformes; Sturnidae
Gene: RAB3C
Product: RAB3C, member RAS oncogene family
Molecular function (GO): GTPase activity; GTP binding
Source: RefSeq, a predicted model, not a curated record